AGCGUUAAGAUAGGUUGCGUCACCGCACACAGUCUCCCCACCAAGUACAAUUUGACAGUUUCUCAGGUGAGGAGUCACGCUACAGGAGCUCUUUCACUUUCUCUUGAGUUUCAGCGCGCGCAUCACUGUGAGCCUGGGGUUGUUUAACUCAAAAAGCUUUUACCAGAAGCCCUCACACCACGGCACCAUGAGCAAAAAGAAAAAGGAGUGGAGAGCGGAGAAAGAGCGCUUACUCAGUCUUGGACUAGAGGAUAGGCGCAAAGAUUAUCGGGGAAACUAUGUGACAUUGGACAAGAUACCCACCUGGGCAAAUCAUGACAAUAAUACAGCUACUGAGGAAGAAGAACAUCAGUCUUUCUCCUUGGCUGACAAAGUGACUCUGUACAAAGGUGACAUCACCAUCCUGGAGGUUGAUGCCGUAGUGAAUGCUGCAAACUCUUCUCUGCUCGGUGGUGGAGGAGUGGAUGGCUGCAUACACAGAGCCGCGGGUCAUCUCCUGUAUGAAGAGUGCCACUCGUUAAAUGGCUGUGACACUGGAAAAGCCAAGAUCACCUGUGGCUACGACCUCCCCGCUAAAUAUGUGAUCCAUACUGUCGGCCCAAUCGCCAGAGGAAAUCUUGGCCAGUCCCAAAAAGAUGACCUUGAAUCAUGCUACACAACCUCCCUCAAGCUGAUGAAGGACAAUAACUUGAGAUCUGUGGCGUUUCCAUGCAUAUCGACAGGAAUUUAUGGUUUUCCCAAUGAGCCGGCAGCAGAAAUCGCCCUGAAGACUGUGCAUGACUGGAUUGUGAGCAACCAAGAUGAGAUCGACCGUGUCAUAUUCUGCGUCUUUCUGGAGACAGAUUAUGAGAUUUACAAGAGGAAGAUGUCAGAUUUCUUCUCCCCAGAUAAUGACGACCAUAAGAAAGAAGACGAUGCCAGAGUGGAGCAGGGUAACACGCAGCCCAUGGAAGGAGGGGAAGAAGAUGACGAUGAUGAUGCUGAUAAAAAAGAUGAAAGUAUGAUGAGCCAGACAGAGGAAUCCCAUGUUGAUGAGACGAUGGAAAGCCAGAAGCCAGAAGCUGAGGGCCUUGAUGGCGAACCUAUGGUCCAGGAGGACAAAACACCUGCAAAGGAAGACCGUAAAGUGGAGGUGAGUCCAACAGCAAAGAAGAAACCUGAACCCGAGGCAGAAAAAGAGAAUGAGAAGAAAGAAGUCAAGGGAGAUGAUCCGCAAGUUGCAGGGGAAGAGAAAGAGAAAGAGGAUAGCCCAGGAAAGAAGAUGCUGACAGGCCAGACUGAUGAAGCGGGAAAACUGAUGGAAGAUCCUGUCACAACAGCAGCCAAGGAGAACAACACCAGCAGCACUAAAGUUGAUGUGAAAGCCCAGGACAAGAGCUCCCAAGAGCCCGACUCAACUCCAACAGAGAGCAGACCAAAUUCCCAAGACGGCCAAGGCGAUGAGAGCGCACAGGAAUGAGACGACAAUCAGCCUCAUUGGAACGAGUGCCGGCAAACUGUGUGAAGGCAAACAUCACACCAAUUUUGUCCCACGCCAGGGAGUCGCCCACAAGCACGGGGAAAAGAGUUGACCCCCACUUCAUUCACCAUCUUCUCUUCUAUUCUACCUGUAUUUCCUUUCCACUUCUUCAUACUGAUAAUAAAUCAAAUAUAUAGCUAUAUAAAAAGGAACAAAUGAGAGUUUGAAUCAGAGAGAGUGCAGGGAUUGUGGAGCUAGAGGAGGGCUGCUAUACCUCACUUGACAUGCUGCUUGAUCAAUAGUUGUUGUUGUUUUUAAAUAUGGCAUCCUGGUGCUGGAUUUGAACUGGUUUAAAUUAGGUAGAUUGGUCAAAACACAUCCCAAAAUCACCCUUACACUUUUAGUUACAAGCUGAUUUGCAAUACUAUACAGUAGAUGAAGUGCAAAGCCAAGGCUGAAUUUUCCUUCCUGCAGAGCACAGUAAUGUAAGAUUCAGACCAAAUAUGAUUCGGUGUCCAUCGAUUAAGAUUUCUUUUAGGUGAAAAACACUAAAAUGGCUGUAAAUGUGCCGUUUGCGCACGAGUGAGUGUGUGUAUAUACCGAUGAUGUCACUUUAAAGAGGCUUUAGCUUCGUGUUUGAGCUUCAGAACCAAGUCAGGUCAAACGAGGAGAACAUCGCUUGAUUGUAAUCUCCGAUGGAGUGGUGACAUUCCUCCCUACUGCACGCUAUAUAACAGAGGCGUUGAAACGACACGACGCUCGCAGAGCCUCCCUUUAAUCUCUCAAACGAGCAUUGAUCACGUUUCAUCUUCAAAGCUGCUCUGUCUACUGCGAUUGCCUGUUAAAAAAGGAAAACCUCAGUUGUGUCAGACUGACGUGGUCGUUUUUGAUGAGUGCGCUAACAAAUCUAUUCCCUCAAGUGUAUCUAGAUGCAUGCCAGCAUUGUUUGAAAUGUUUUAUUUACAGUCCCUCUCUCUCUAUCGGUCUCCCUCCCUGUCACAUGCAUAAACAGAUAUCAUUUGCAAGCUCUCAAUAUUUUUACCAGAUUGUCUCUGCAUUUUCAAAAAUCUGCCUUAUUUCAUGAGAUAGGUAGUACAUAAUCACAAACUGGUGAUGGCAACAAAAAAAUAAAAUAAAGCAAAUAGUAUAAGUGUGUGGCUUUGAAUGAAUUAAAUGCUAAUUAAGAUGAUGAGUGAUGCAUUUCUUUUAAACAAAUAAAACAUGUUUUUCUGUCUUUUUGUUUGGGUUUUUAUUUGGUUGUUUGGUUUUCUUGCAUAUGAUUUGUUUUGGUUGAUAAUGAUUAAAAAGUGUAUUCAAAAGGUUGAUUUACUCCUUUAAGUGGUGCCAUACUGUAUAUCAGAUGAACUUAUGCCUUCAUCCUUUGAUGUUUGCUUUGCUAUAAAACAACUAUGAAUAAAGUUAUAAAGUUGUUUCCCUGGG
This is a messenger RNA of Rhinichthys klamathensis goyatoka, 2899 nucleotides long. It is a transcript of the gene macrod2, whose product is annotated as mono-ADP ribosylhydrolase 2. Gene Ontology annotation, cellular component: nucleoplasm. Gene Ontology annotation, biological process: purine nucleoside metabolic process; DNA damage response; peptidyl-glutamate ADP-deribosylation. Gene Ontology annotation, molecular function: ADP-ribosylglutamate-[protein] hydrolase activity. The transcript has 19 exons. The record is from RefSeq and is a predicted model, not a curated record. The coding region runs from base 188 to 1459 and encodes 423 amino acids. NCBI's taxonomy places the organism in Eukaryota, Metazoa, Chordata, Actinopteri, Cypriniformes, Leuciscidae.